AUGCCUAGGCCAAUCAUCACAGAAGGAGCUUUCCCCUUUCGACUGCUGACAGCACUGCUGCUCUUGUGCCUGGCCAUCAGCUGUUGCCUGGGCGGCAAGACCACUACCAUCGUAAGACACACAGACACCCUGGAUCCGCAGGCGGACGGCUUCUGGGCGAACAAAACUACUUGGAAUGCCCGCUGGGUGAAGUAUUGGCGGACCAAGAAAAUCUACGAGCCUGUGUGGAAGAAGGUCUGGACACCGACCGUCCACAAUGAAUGGGUGCCGCUGCCCAAUGCCCCCACCGAGUGGGAGCAUGAGGAGGGUCAUGCCCAUGCCCACUGA
Molecule: messenger RNA, 327 nt
Organism: Drosophila persimilis
Lineage: Eukaryota; Metazoa; Arthropoda; Insecta; Diptera; Drosophilidae
Exons: 2
Coding region: 1-327 (108 amino acids)
Source: RefSeq, a predicted model, not a curated record